Molecule: messenger RNA, 838 nt
Organism: Populus nigra (black poplar)
Lineage: Eukaryota; Viridiplantae; Streptophyta; Magnoliopsida; Malpighiales; Salicaceae
Product: ethylene-responsive transcription factor ERF023-like
Exons: 1
Coding region: 72-770 (232 amino acids)
Biological process (GO): regulation of DNA-templated transcription
Molecular function (GO): DNA binding; DNA-binding transcription factor activity
Source: RefSeq, a predicted model, not a curated record
UCUUCUUAAACCUUCUUCGGCAAGCAGACUGCCCCCUAUAUAUCUCAUUUCUCUCUCCCUCAAGAAAACCUAUGCUUACUCUUCUUCCAAAUUCUUCAUCACUCUUUCCUCGAAAAGAAAACCCUGCAACCCAAAAGAUACUGAUUUGGAGUCCCAAAGAAGACAACUGGCUCAAUCAUACACAAAUGUCCAUAACUGAUCAAGAACCUCCUGGAUUGAAAACAAACCCACUUGAAUCCGAACCAACAUCAGAAAGGAAAUCCAAGAAGAGGACCCGCCAACGUGACGCCCCAUUUCAUGGUGUGAGAAAACGUAGUUGGGGCCGUUAUGUAUCUGAAAUUCGGUUACCCGGUAAGAAGACCAGAGUAUGGCUCGGGUCAUUUGGAUCACCGGAGAUGGCUGCCCGGGCCCAUGACUCGGCCGCUUUCUUUUUAAAAGGCAACUCAGCGUGUCUCAACUUCCCUGAUUCAGUCGGGUCGCUUCCCCGCCCCAAGUCUUGUUCUAGCAAAGACAUCCAAUUGGCAGCGGCCAAAGCUGCAACUGGGUUUGACGAAUCGAGGGUAGGUAACGGGGUCGGAUUUGAGGAUUGCGAGUCGGGUGGAGAACCCGAUGGUUCAAUUUGGUUGGGUUUGGGUGAGAUAGAAACGGUGUCGUAUGAAGAAGUGAAACGAACUCCUUUAUUGAGUCCUUUGAGAUUCGAUUCAAUGAGUGGAAAUGAUGAGGUGUUAUAUAUGAACGAUGAGGAGCUUUUAUUUGCUACAUAUUUGUAAAGACCUUCUUUUGGGGGCUAAAAUGUAAAGAAUUUUGAUCGUAAUGACUUGCCUUUAUUUUUGUAUUA